AGAUAGUCCAACCUAAUAUCUCUGGGUAAAGACCAGAAAUGAGGCACUGGUCUCGGUUAAUGUUUGACCAAACUGUCUGCUGACUCACAGAGGUCCUGUAUAUAAUGGGGACGUUUCCGGCAAACAGUCUGCAGCAAAGAGGACAUUAAAGGCUGUCACGAUGCGUGGUAUCUUUGCAAGUUGUGCUAUCGCAGCACUGCUGCUGGCUGUUACCUGGGCAGACCUUCACCAACACCAACACCAACACCAUCACCAUCACCAUCACCACCAUCACCCCGGCCACAGCCCUGCGGGCGAGCUGACCUGCAGCAAGCUGUCGGCUCCCAAUGCCGACUUUGGCUUUGCCCUCUACAAAAGCCUGAAUGCCAGGGCUGCGGCGGGAAAGAACAUCUUCUACUCACCACUGGGCAUCUCCACCGCUCUGUCCAUGCUCUCCACUGGGGCCCGCGGCGAAACGCUCAAGCAGCUGUUCUCCAGCUUGGGCUACAGCGCCCACGACCAGGCAAAAAUCAACGAGGCAUAUCAUCACCUCUUCGACAUGCUGGGCCAGAGCCAGCAGGAUCAGCAGUUGGACGUCGGCAGCGCUGUUGCGGUGCGCUCCGGCUUCAGUCCUCUGGAGAAGUUCCUGACGGAUGUCAAGUACUACUAUGGCGGCGAGAGCUUCAACGUCGACUUCACGAAACCCGUCGAGGCUGCAGCUGAGAUCAACAGAUUCAUUGCCAGCAAAACACAGGACAAGAUAAAAGAUAUGGUCAAGGACCUGAACAAUGAAAUGGCCAUGGUGCUGAUCAACUAUGUCUUCUUCAGAGGGCAGUGGGAGAAACCCUUCGAUGCUAGCCUGACACACAAGGCAGACUUCAACGUAGACGAGACCACCAAAGUGCAGGUGGACAUGAUGAAAAGGAUGGGGCGCUUUGACUUCUAUCAGGACAGGGACAACCACACCACCGUCAUCAUGCUGCCCUACAAGGGCAACACCUCCAUGAUGAUCGUCCUGCCCGAUGAAGGCAAAAUGAACGAGGUGGAGGGCUACAUCAACAAGGACUACGUCAGGAGCUGGCACGACAUGCUCUUCAGGAACUCUGUGGAUCUGUUCAUGCCCAAGUUUUCCAUCUCCGCCGAUGCCUCCCUGGAUGACACUCUGAAGGAAUUAGGAGUGGCAGACGCUUUCACAAACAACGCUGAUUUCUCUGGCAUGUCUGAAGAGGUCAAGCUCAAGGUCUCAAAGGUGUCCCACCAGGCUGUGCUCACCGUGGACGAAACGGGAACGGAGGCGGCAGCCACCACCACCCUCGAAGUCAUGCCCAUGAGUAUGCCUGAAAUCAUGGUACUCAACAGGCCCUUCUUGGUCUUCAUCCUGGAGCAUUCCACAAAGAGCAUCCUCUUCAUGGGCAAGAUCAACAACCCCGCAGCCAUGUAAAGAUGCUCUGGGAAACGAACGUUGUAUUUGUUGAGAUUUUCCCACUGCAGUAAGUUCCCAGCAGCUUCUGAGCAUUGGCUCAUUUUUUUUACCUCCGCAUUUGAAAGCCCUACAGAGAUGUCACAGGGAUAUCAGGGGACCUGCGGAGAUACUUAAAAGUGGAUAGUUUGAUGAAUUACAAACCUGUCAUCAAGAAACGCCAACUCUCAUCGGAACGAGGCAAAGUGAAAAAUGUCUAAAUACAUCUUUAUAUACUGUAUCCAGCUGCCUGGUGUAUAUGACACAGUUAAUAGAAAACAUUAACAGCCUUAUCAUUCAAGGCCAAUUGUGCUGUUGUUGUUUCAACAUGGUUCAAUGUUGAGGUGAAAUAAAGGCUUGUUAUUAACA
Molecule: messenger RNA, 1807 nt
Organism: Scophthalmus maximus (turbot)
Lineage: Eukaryota; Metazoa; Chordata; Actinopteri; Pleuronectiformes; Scophthalmidae
Product: alpha-1-antitrypsin homolog
Exons: 5
Coding region: 161-1420 (419 amino acids)
Biological process (GO): negative regulation of endopeptidase activity
Molecular function (GO): serine-type endopeptidase inhibitor activity
Source: RefSeq, a predicted model, not a curated record